AUGGCAGCCUCAUCAUCAGCCUCCUCCCGACGGAGCCAGCACUCGUCGUCAGCCUCUCUCAAAGCACCCUCUUCAUCCUCCCACCACCGACAACGCUCCCCACGGACCUCGACGGCCGACGCAACUGCCUCGACCGAUGACCUCGUCAACUACCUGCUCGCCGCCAAACGCGCCCUCUCCAGCAUGACCCUCGUCCUACACGGCCACACGCUGACCAACACCGCGCGCACUCUCCACGAGGACAGCGCCAUCCUCGCCACCCAGUCCCGCUUCCUGCGCGCCAGCAUCGCUGAUGCGGCCACCAUUCUCGUGCGCCUUAGGAGGACCUUUCAGGGAACAUACGACUGGGCGAGCAACGACUUCAAGAACCUGAUACGCGCCAUGGACGAGACGGACGGCGCGCUCGACAAGACCAUGGGCAUGCUGCGGAGCACCAGUGUCAAGAGCGUCCUGCGACCGAAAGGCGAGGAGACGCGCAGUCUACUCGACUUUCUUGACGUGGAAAGCGUCGAUGGGCUGCGCGAGGCCCUGAAGAAGAGCAUCGAAGAGCUGCAGAGUAUCCAACAGUCUUUUGAUGGGGACCUCUUGCGGUUCGACACGGACAUUCGCAACCUCAAGAAACUCAUGCAGGAGGCGCCGGCCGAGGUCGACCUGGCAACAGAAGAACGAACGGAUCGCUUGGCGGCCCUGAUGGAGCGGUCCGCCAACAUGGCUCAGUGUCUCUCUGACCUGACGAACCACUUUGACAUGUGCGUGACCGCCAUCCGCACGACGGAGGGGGCCGCGGCCCUCGCGAGGCGCAAAGCAGCCGAGGCACCGGGCCCAGACGGCGUGUCCAUCUCUGGCGUGAUAGCCGAGCAGGAUGACUCGGACCUGGAGCCCAAGACGGCCGAGGACAGGGCUGAAAUGCUCAAGGUCGUCGUGCAGGACGCCGCCGAGGUGGACGACGUGGUCAAGGACAUUCAGGACAACUUUGCGGCCAUUGAGCAGGAUGUGCACGCGAUGGACGAGGAGCGCGCGACCGCCAAGGCGAUCCACGCCAACACACUCGCGGCGUACUCGGCCAUUGGCGAGAUUGGCGACCGCCUUGGCGCCUACCUCGCUGCUGAGGAGCAUUUCCGCCAACGGUGGGAUCUGGAGAAGGACGUCGUCCACGGGAAAUUGGACGAGAUGAAGCAGCUCCGCGAGUUCUAUGAGCGGUACUCGUCAGCGUACGACGGUCUCGUGCUCGAGGUGGAGCGUCGCAGGGGCGUUGAGGACAAGAUCCAGAGCAUAUGGCGCAAAGCCCAGGAAAGCGUGGACAAGCUGCUUAUGUUGGAUGCGGAGGCGCGCGAGGCCUUUCGCGCUGAUGUUGGCGAGUUCUUACCCACCGAUCUGUGGGACGGCGUGCAGGGUCAUGCGACUGGGUUCCAGGUGGUGCCCGUCGAGGAGGGGAAGAAGCAGGACGAGCAAUGA
Molecule: messenger RNA, 1455 nt
Organism: Emericellopsis cladophorae
Lineage: Eukaryota; Fungi; Ascomycota; Sordariomycetes; Hypocreales; Bionectriaceae
Exons: 1
Coding region: 1-1455 (484 amino acids)
Biological process (GO): autophagy of mitochondrion; activation of protein kinase activity; autophagy of peroxisome
Cellular component (GO): Atg1/ULK1 kinase complex; phagophore assembly site
Molecular function (GO): protein kinase activator activity; molecular adaptor activity
Source: RefSeq, a predicted model, not a curated record